AUGAUGUUCGAGUUGCCAGCAGAAUUGGUAGCUAAACCUUUAGCUUUGAUAGGUUUGACUGGAUUAGAUAUUGCAAAUCCAGUACAUCGCUCUAUCUGGGAUGCAUUCAGUAAUAAUCGUAGACCAGAUUGUGCAGCCGUUCAAUUUAAGCUCCUUAGUUUGACACAUGAAUUUCCUACUGUUAAACCAAAGCGUAGCUCGUAUGAAUGGUACAUACCUAAAGGAAUUUUAAAACGAAACUGGAUGAACAAAUAUCUCAAUGAAAUUCCUUCGGUAGUUGUUACAUUCUAUGACUUAGACUGGAAUGAUCCUUUAUGGAAUGAAAAAAAGAUGGAAUGUGCUUCUAGAGUACAAUCUUUAAGAGCUGCCCUUGAUGGAAGAAGUACGAAAAUAGCUGUAGUAUUGAUACAACAUGCUGUUCAACCGCUUCCUGGUGCUGAAGAUGUAGUUGCAACUGAGCGUGCAACAGCAUUGUGUGGAGCUUGUGAUUUAACAGCAAAGCUUUUAUAUAUUUUGCCACAUGCUGAUCACUUAUUAGGAUAUAUAUCUAGGCUAGAGACGGCAUUCUAUGAUUUGGCACAAAAUCUUUAUCAUCACGAAUAUCGAAAUGUUAAAAGUCAUCGUGAUCAGCUCACUAAGAAUGUUCAUCAAUAUUUAUUUGUUCGACAUCAAUUUAAAAUGGCAUUCUUGAAUGAACUCAAGCAGGAGCUGCAUCUUGCUCAAAAGCAUUAUAUGCAAGCUUAUCACAAUCUCCUAGAAACAAGAAUGACAGAUGCAAACGCAGUAGAGAUAAAAACUGUUGCUGGUUUUAUCAAUUAUAAGUUGUGCAGAAUAAUGUUCAGUUUAAAUCUUCCUAAAGAUGCCAUUUCUCAAUUUAGACUUCACACAGAAAGAUUUAAACUAAAAACUGGUCCAAAGGAACUAAUGUUUGAACACCAUGCUUGGAUGAGUAGUCAGUUUUCUACAUUUGCAGAAUUAUUUGAUGAGGCUAUUCGUCAAGGAUUACCUGCUGUUCAAACGCAACAUCCAGGGUAUUAUUUCCAAUUAGCUGCUAAUCACGCAAGCUUACGACAAUCUGCGUGCAAAGAACUCUGCCAGCAUAUAAGCAGCUAUCCAGAUCCAGAUCCAUUACUGGGUGAAGAGAAACUCGAAUUUUAUGGUCAACGACCAUGGAGACCUGGGAAAUUGAGUGCAGAACCAGCAGACACAGCUCGAGAAGCUAUCGGCACACAAGCUUUACAAUACAGGGAAAAAACUACUGUUAAUCAUUCUAUGAUAAUUAUUGGUUUACUAGGAAACGCGAUAUCACAAUUCAAGAUAUAUCGUUGUCCAAGAAUGCGGCGAUUACUAGUCGUACAAAUGGCAGAAGAAUACUUUAAUGCUCGGGAUUAUGGCAAAGUUCUUACAUUAUUGAUGCACAUGUUGUGGGAAUAUCAUGGAGAACGAUGGCCAGUUUUACUCACUGAUAUCUUAAAGAAUGCACUGCGAGCUGCAUAUUUAUCGACCAGUAUUCAAGACUAUCUCACUUUGGCUUUCGAAGCUUUAGGGCCUUCAACUACAUUCUCAGAGGAACGGCAAGCUGUUAUUUAUAACAAUAUUAUAAAUAUACUACAGAAAAAACCACCGAAUCCAGAACCAGAUUUGCCAGACGAUAUUAAGCAUCUUGCCAUGGAGAAGUGGAUGUUGGAACUAAAUCGUUCGGAGCCAAGUAUUUUUACAAUUGAUGAUAAUAAUAUGACAUCAUUUAUUGAUCUCAAAGCACGAUUUUUGCAGCAAACAUAUGCAGUGAAUACAAUGAUAACAGUGGAAGUUAUUGUAAGAAAUUCUUACUUUGGUACCAUUGAGUUUUCUAAUGCAUCGAUAACAGUUAGUGGACCAGGUUACAAUGCUGAGAUACCAAUUGAUGAGAUUCAACAAUCAGAUCUUAUUUUUCAAGCAAAAGAAACGAAAAAACUUUACUUCAACUUUAAAGCUCCUCGUCAAAAUGAUGGUGUAGAAAUUCGUAUUAGCACAGUUUCUUUACAAAUGGGUGAUAGCGAGCAUUGUUGUAUUAUGUUAAGAUUCUCAGCUAUGGGUAGAGAAACGAAUUUGUUGGAUCGUUUGUAUCCUGAAAUACAACAACUUCGUGGAGGAAAGUUUGAAGCAAUAAGACCAUUAAUUCACGCAGAGAUUAAACAGGAAGAAUCAAGUUUAAGUUUAGAUGCAAAAUCCAAUAAUCCUGCGCUUUUAGGCGAGUGGCUACCCAUCACGAUAUCCUUAUCAGCUAAUGAGAAUGUUAAUGCAGUCUGUUUAUAUAUAAUACUUUUAUCAGAUGGUAGCAAUGAGCAAUCAACUGAAUUAAGUAUUAAUAUGCUUAGUAAAGAGUCAAAAGUAUCUAUUGUUGUUGGUGAUAUGGUAAAAGGCACUUCAGCUAAACAUAUUGUGCAUAUUAGAGCACAUAAAGUAGGCGAUAGAAAUAUCGUAAUAAAGGCAGACUAUACUAAACCCGAACAAAUUAGGGGAAAUAAAGAAUUAACAUAUUCAUUGGCGGUUAAGAAACCAUUUGAAGUUGCAACACAAUUUUAUACUACACUGUUCGAACCAUUAACAAAAGGUUUUGUUAACGAACCCUUUAUCAUUAUGCCUCACAUUACCUGUGUUUCUCCAUGGCCUAUAAACAUUCUAAGUACAUCUAUAGAAUUGGCAGAUUCCAUUCAAAAAGAGAGCAAUCUUGACAAUCAAGAGUCCAUUUUAGCGGGUGUUAAACUCUGUGAUGGUGAGACAGGGACUGAUGCCUAUUGCUUGAUUCCAAAGAUAGGUGGCGAGUUGCCAAUUAGUAUUGGAGUAUACACUAUCAAGUGGAAAAGAGCAAAUGACGAAACUGCGUUGGAAACUAGUAGUAGCGUAACUUUAGCUCCUUUAUGGGUCGAAGAUGCGGUAAUCGGAUUAGAGGCCAAAAUGCCAGCCCACGGAUGGGUUCGCACGCCGUUUUGUAUAUCAUAUUUCAUAAAAAAUCAUUCUAAUUACCUUGUCACUUUACGCUUAGCUAUGGAAGGCAGUGAUGCAUUCAUGUUUGCUGGUCAAAAACAAAUUGAUAUUUACAUAUUGCCUAAAAAUAUUCGAAGAGUUGAUUGGGUUUUACGACCGCUAGUCGCUGGUUUUGUGGCUCUUCCAACAUUAUCGCUAACUGUACCUGCAGAUGAGGAACACAAGUUAGGUAAAGGGCGAUUAUCAGAGAUGAUUGAACGUUCUUUGCCGAGUCAUAUAUAUAUACUGCCGAAAUCACAGUCUUUAGGAGAAUAAAUAAAUUCGACAUUGGGAUUUCUUGUUU
Molecule: messenger RNA, 3310 nt
Organism: Trachymyrmex cornetzi
Lineage: Eukaryota; Metazoa; Arthropoda; Insecta; Hymenoptera; Formicidae
Gene: gry
Product: trafficking protein particle complex subunit 11 gry
Exons: 20
Coding region: 1-3282 (1093 amino acids)
Cellular component (GO): cytoplasm
Source: RefSeq, a predicted model, not a curated record